UCUCUCUCUCACUCUCCCAAUUUAUGAAAAAGUCUCAUUAGAGCAACACAGAGAGGGAUAUAUUAUUUUUCACACGUUCUCGUGGCAAAACAACAACAGAAGCAUACAUUCUCAUUGUAUAAUUUUAGUGACGAUAAAGUAUAAUAAAUAAUAUUAUUAUCAAUUUAUAAAAAUAUCAAAUUCAGGUGUGUGUUUAUUCAAUAGUGCUAUACUGAUAUUGUGAUUGUAAAUUACAAACAAUAUACAAAUUAUAUUGUCAUCAUAUCAUUGAACCAGAGGGAAAAAAAAAAAAUAAUAAUUGGCUGAUGAAAGUCAUGGCCAACAAGAAUAAUACAGAUUGGGAAUCGCCAAAAGGCACCAAUGUUAUGUGAUCCGUGAAACAACAUCUAACUUAUAUAUUUUUCCUGUGUGUGACUAUCAUAAAUAAUAUAAUAAUAAUUAUAAUAUUAUUUUUUCUUUGUGUGUUUGUGUAUUAUUAACAAUAUUGAAAAAUAUUAUUCACAUUUGUUCACAUUGGUCUUUUUUUUUUUUUAGUAGUAGUUCUAAUCCGUAUUUACAUUAUAAGGUGUAAUGAAAACAAUAAAAAGGAAUUCGUAUAUAUGUAUUAUUAAGUGAUACAGUAAAUUUUUUUAAUCAAGUAAUUAUGUCUGCACUGUCAUUGCACUGAUAAAUAUUUUUAAAAAGAUACUAUUGUCUACCCACGCGACGACAAAAUUCAGUGUGCACAUGUGUAUGUGUAUAUUUUAUUUUUAUAUACACAUUUUAUUUUUACAACAUAAUUAUAUUUUCAUCAACAAAUAACAAAAAAAAAAAAAAUACAAAUUAAUAAUUGGUUUUGUUUACGUGAUUGAAUAUAUAUUUUUUUUUUGUUUAUCAAUUAAAUUAUUUAAUUAAUUGAAUUAAAGGAUAAUUGAAUAUAUUAUUUGUUUAAAAAACAAAACAGCAAUAACAAUACCUUGCUGUUGUUGUUAUUGUUGGUGUAUUGUUGACCUUUGUUUUGUUUGUAAAUAAACAUUCAAAAUGGUUGAUCAAAAUUACUCGGAAUUUUUACUUGAACUUGGAAGUAAUGCAAUGGAUACAUUGGUUAAACAAGAACCAAUUCAAGGUUUAGAAAUGAGUUCAUCAUCAGCAUCAGUACCAAUACCAGGUGGUCAUCGUGGUACACAUGGUGUUUAUGAUCAAUUUUCACCAUCACCAUUGGCAAUUAAUUCAAUUUGGAGUACAAAAACAGAUCAAGAUGAUUCACAAUUUAGAAUUGAUGCUGAACAAUUGGGUAUUAGUUUUAAAAUGGAAGAUGAUGAUAUAUUUCAAGUUGAUAAAGCUGAUUUAAUACAAGGACCAACAUUAGCUGAAUUAAAUGCAAAUGAUGAUAUAUUACUUGGUGAUUUAAAUUUUGAUGAUUUAUUAUUACCAGAAGACAACAGAAUUAUUCAAACACAAAGAAAUGAACAAAUUAUUAAUGAUAAUUCUGGUGGUCCAAUGUUUAGUAAUAAUGGAUUAAAUUUUACACCAAGUAGAUUUCCACAAACAUCUGGAGUUUAUAAAAAUUGUCAAUCUUAUAAUGUUAAUUCUGGUUUAAUAUUAAAUGCUGGAUUAACACUUAUUGAUAAUAACAGUAUGGAACCAGUUAGUCCACCUGCUUAUCCAAGUCCUGGUACUAGUAAUAUUGCAGAAUCCUAUGAUUCAUGUUACGAUUUAGGAAGUUCAACACCAAGUUCUUCAACAUCACCUCAUCCAGUUGUACGACCAACAGGUCAAUCAACUCUUCAUGAACUUCUCAUGCGCAAAGGUGAUGUUCCACCAAGUAGUCCAAUGAUAAGUCAUAUGGAUAUAACACCAAAUGAACCAUCUGGAAGUAAUCCAAAAGUAUCAAGACUCUCAAUGUCAGCACCAACACAAUCAAUGGGAUUAGAACAAUUAUGGGCAAGACGAGAACCACGUCAACAUUUACUAAGUACUGGAAGUUUAGCUGCUGUUGAAGUAGGUUCAACAAGUAGUCUUAGUACUGGUGGUGCAUUAAGUCCAGAUCCACUUGGUACAACUGAUGGAAUUGGACAACUCAGUCAUGAUGAAGGAUAUGAAGACAGUGAUGAAGAUAGUGAUCAUUAUGAUGAUUUUAGCAGUGAAAAUGAUAGUGGAGGUAGUGAUGUUGAGGAUCAAGGUAUACGUGGUAGUAAUGAUACUGUUCGUGAAUCAAAAUUAAGCAAAAAAGAAAAAUAUUUUUGGCAAUAUAAUGUACAAGCAAAAGGUCCAAAAGGACAAAGAUUAGUUGCUCGUGUACGUCUUGAAGAUCCUCAUGUAUUAAAUGAAGCAACUGAUCCAGUUUUUAGUCCACAUUGUGCAUUAAGAGGUAUUAAACACAGUGGUAAAGCAAGAAAAGGUGAUGGUAAUGAUUUAACACCAAAUCCAAGAAAAUUACAUAGUAUUGGACGUGAAUUGGAUAAAUUAUCACGUGUUAUUAAUGAUAUGACACCUGUUUCGGAAUUACCAUUUACAGCUAGACCAAAAACACGUAAAGAAAAAAAUAAAUUAGCAUCAAGAGCAUGUAGAUUAAAGAAAAAAGCACAACAUGAAGCUAAUAAAAUUAAAUUACAUGGACUUGAACAAGAACACAAACGUUUGAUAUAUGGAAUUGCACAAAUGAAAGCAACACUCAGUGCAAAAGCAUCUGAAUCAAAUACCGAAACACAAGAAGAAUUAACACGACAAAUGGACAGAAUAUGCAAAGUUGCUACGAAAGUGCGGAUUGCCAAUCACUCAACUGAUUUCGUUAACAAAGUCCUUGAUAAAGUCAAGGCAGGUGUUCCUGAUGGUGGAAUUGAUGAAUUUUAAUAUAUUCAUCAUUAUAUUUUUUUUUUAAUUAUUAUUUUAUCAUUAUUAUAAUUAUGUUAUAAAUAUAUUAUUAUUAUUUUUCAUCUAUUUUUAAUAUAUACAUCGAGAGUUUGAAAAAUAGUCUACAUGCACGUUUAGCGAGUUAUAUGUAUUUUUAUGAUUCAGAGAUUUAGAAAAACAAAAAGAAAAGAGAUUUAUCUCAACAAAAAAAAAAAUUGAAUCGUUAUAAUUAAGAUUUUUUUUUUUUUUUAAUUUUUAAUUUAACAUUUAUUUACGUUAGCUGUGAACGUAUUUAUACUUGGGAGUGUCGUCCCAAUUGUUCGUUCCAAUAUUUUUUUUUUUUUUUUUUGUCUUGUAGACAUUUAUUUUUUAUUCUUUUUAUACGUUUUCAAACUAAUAUUUAAUUCGUGUUAAAAAAAAAAAAUAAAAUUGAUGUUGAUUGUUGAAUUUGAAUGAUUUAAUUGGGGCAAGUUUUCUCUCAAGUGUACGAAAUAGUUGGCUGACUUGGUCUACCUCAGAAUGAAACGCUAUACCUGCAAAAAAAAAAAAAAAACAAUAAUGUCUGAAAACAAAAAAAAAUUUACAUUAAAUUAAUCUGAGAACCGAUUAUGUUACUCUUUUAGAUUUAAAAAAAAAAUUGCGGGUACAGCUCUGGUUAGCUAAGCCUAUGAAAAUUAUAUUUAUACAUCCAUCGGAUUUUUAAUUAUAUAUUUUAUUAAUAUAUAUUAUUAUUAUUAUUAUAUAUCUAACAUACUUCAUAGACAUUAUAUAUUACCUAUAUUACAGAGUAUAAAGCAGAAUAAUAAUAAUUUGUAUACUAGUUUUUCAUAUAAAAAAAAAAAACAAAAAAAAUAAAACAGCAGCUUUGAGCGUAAUGUCAAUUGAGAAUUGCCUAGUUUUUAUUUGGCAGAUUGAACAAAA
Molecule: messenger RNA, 3753 nt
Organism: Aphidius gifuensis
Lineage: Eukaryota; Metazoa; Arthropoda; Insecta; Hymenoptera; Braconidae
Gene: REPTOR
Product: protein CREBRF homolog
Exons: 5
Coding region: 1021-2832 (603 amino acids)
Biological process (GO): regulation of transcription by RNA polymerase II; response to unfolded protein
Cellular component (GO): nucleus
Molecular function (GO): RNA polymerase II transcription regulatory region sequence-specific DNA binding; DNA-binding transcription factor activity, RNA polymerase II-specific
Source: RefSeq, a predicted model, not a curated record